Molecule: messenger RNA, 3919 nt
Organism: Notodromas monacha
Lineage: Eukaryota; Metazoa; Arthropoda; Ostracoda; Podocopida; Cyprididae
Source: the annotation of a GenBank genome assembly
UUCUGGAAUAUCAUGAGUUCUCGCAGUAAUCGUAUAUAGUGUCAGAUUUAUGUCUCAAUUUUUUCUCAAGGUGAACAAGGAACUGCAAGUACUGUACUGUACUUACUAAACUCCUCUGGGUAUUAUUUCAAAGCGAAGUGAAACUCAACAUAUCAUGAUUUCUUGGCGUCUGUUGCUCACGUGUGGAUCUAUUUUUGUCGCAGUCAUCCGUCCAUCGCAUGCCAUUGAAGAGGUCAAGGCAUCUACUUGCAGUAUCAAUCUCGCCACGCCUUAUUACUGGGAAGUUUUCCAAUUGACACCGACAGGGAAAGUUGUCUUUUCCUUCAGUACUGCUGAUGCGGAAGCUGUCGAAGCAACUGAAGUUAUUCCGGGUGGCUUGUCUUUAGAAGACUUCACUGUGACAUUCGAUGUUUCGGAGCAAACAGGAAAUGUGACGCUAAAAAACAGUUUAGUGGACACCGACGCUAGCUCAAACGCAUACGUCAAUUUCAAAAUGUUUUGCACAACGUCGGAUGGAUCACAAGGGGGAAACCUAACAGAUUUAAGAAUCCAGUUAAUGGACUCGAAUACAAACCCACCGGUGUUUUCUGCAAAGGAUUACACAUUCAACGUACCUGAAACCUUUCCGCUAAAUGUGGAUUUAAGUGCGUUUGGAUCUGUUAUCAGCACAACGGAUGCCGACACCCCUGAAAACAGCAAAGCUGCUUUUCGGUUUUCCGGCGAAAACGCGGCUUUUACAGAAGAAUUCUUCUACAUCGAAUCAACACCAGAAGGAUCAGGCAAUGAAGUUGUUCUGAAAUUGAGGAAAGCUCUCAACUUCGAUCAGAUCAAACAAUUUUCAUGCCAGAUUACAGCCGAAAAUCCGAGUACACCGGAUGAUCCUGACGGGAUUCCUCAAACGGCUGUUACUGACCUCGUAUUAAAUGUGGCUGACAUGUUUAACGAGCCCCUGUCGUUCAGCAGACUCAUGUAUUCCCUAAUUGUCGAUGAUCCCAGUUUAUCCACAGAUGACCACCUCGUACCAACGGAAGAAGAGAUGCAAAUUCAAAAUGUCGCCGCAGAACACGGGGCUGUGAAAUAUAGAGGAAUCGCGAGUGAAGAUGUCUUGAACCAAUUUUUCAAGAUCGAAGAAAAUGACGGAAAGGUGAAAUUCACUGGAACGUCAUUCGAAGAUUUGGUUCAGGCGACAUCUAAGCUAGAAAAUCAGCUCGUGUUCCUCGUGGAGAACACUGCCUUGGAGUUCACGCAACAGUCGUAUAAGUUCAACGUGUAUCCAGUCCCAACGGGGCAACCUGUGUUCAAAGUGGAAGCGAAGACGAAUUUGCCUUCACAGAUAGUUUACUCCUUAGAAGAAGAUGCCGGAUACUUCUUAAUCGACUCCAACACUGGUGUGACGAUCGCAAAGAAAGACUUGGAACUCACGGAAAGAUAUUCAUUGGUCGUGACAGCUAGACUCAUUGGCUCAUCCGCUCGAACGUCUGUGGAGGUUGGUGUGAGGAAACUGGUCGCCUCAGAUUCCCAAGACGGCGCCAGCACUGGAAGCACCAAUGCAGCCAUUGCUCUUGGUGCGAUUCUCGGGGUCGUUUUGAUAGCAGGAGGUGUUUUCUUCUACAGACAGCAUAAGCGCCUCAAGGCGAAGUCAGCGUUCAGGGCAUAUCGCGACACAUUGAAGAUCAAAGCUGGCGCAUCGGACACAGUUCUUGAGGAGAAAACUGCCGACAACACGAACGAAGGAUUCGACGGGGAACUGACUGAUGUCGUCACCUCCGACCUUGUCCCCGCCGCCACUACUCAAGUCGACGGGGAAAAGCAGCUUGCCACUCCGUCCGAUUCAUUCUUUGAUGAGAAGCAGGCGGUCCUGAAUGAUGUCGAUAACGGAAGUGACGGGGAUGACACUUCGCGUGACGUGCGGAAGGAGGAAUCGGAUGAGGAAGUCGAAGGACCAGAGAGCAAGAGAGUACGUCGCGUAUCAUUUGCUCAUCUUGACCCAGUGAUCAUCGACGACGAUGACGACGACGACGACACUGAGGCCACAGCAGAUGACGUAGACGAUACUACAAACCUCUGAAGCUUUGGGGCUUUUUUUUUAUUUAUUUAUUCCGAGCCCGGUUUUUCAUCGCCUGUUUCCCAGAUAUCACCAAAAACGUUGACAGAAAAUGAAAGAGAGAAGCAACGUCGGGAAUGCAUCGGCCAUAAAUGUCUUGGGAUCCGCGUGAGAACGUCGAAGAUUCCGUCGAAUGUUGUCCUUUUGUCGUUCGAGGUUUCAGCUUUUUGUGGCAUUUUUCUGUUAUCGGUUUUUCCUCAAAGAAAAAAAUCAAAUCGCUGCAAGGGAACGUGCUUACAAUGCACGUCUUUACGACUCGUAUGUGUGAUAUCUAUGAAUUCUAUGCCAUUGAGCCGGUGGCGAUCUUACAGACCGCAUAUCAUGGGAUGGAAUAGCAAUGUCCCAGACUUCUAUAGUCUGUGUUUUGUCAAAUUUCGAUUUCAAUGCUUUUCCGAUAAGGACCACAGAAAAAGUUUCAAGUAUAAAUAACAGAAAUCCAGUAAAAUAAUUAUUCAUAAGAGGAAAUAUUAACUUUUCAUCUUAUUAAAGUGCACUGAUAACACUGCGGGUAUUUAUUUUACCUAUUUUUAAAAGGACGAUAAUUUUCGGGGGAAAUUAUUACCUUUCUCAGUUUUCGGGGAUAAGAUUAGAAAUACGUACGUCUACUGAAUGAAAUUCACUUUUUCAUGAAAUCCGGAGAGUUUUUUGUCAGCAACGGAAACUUCUAUUGCUUGUAAAAGGAUCGUACAAGUAGCAUUCCUCGGAAAAUCUCACUGAUUCGCACAUUUCUUUGCAUGAAUUCCCUUUAAUGUCUCCGGAACGGUUCUUUAUUUCGAGAUAUCUCUUAUUCAUCAUCACACAAAUUUGAAUCGGAAGAAGUCUAGAUUGAAUUCCUCUCUUUAAAAAUUAAUUGCAAACAGAUUUCUUCGCUUUAAAUUUUUUUUGGGGAAAACUGCACCUAUAGCUGUCGAGCAAGUCACAGGUCACAGCUAGCCUUUCAUCAUGGAAAUAAGCUGGAAUAAAAGUUGAAUGACGGGAAGAAAAGCAUAAUCUGCAUAAGUCAACACUUUGGCGAGGAUAAUGAAAAAGGAGCGGAUGUGUUUCAUAAGGUCCGUUUCCCUACUCCGAGCAAUGUAAAUUUUCAUUCGACUUCGAGGGUAGAAAAUAUAGGGCUCUAAAAAAGAAAAGAAAACGGCAGUUCCCAGACGUCAGUGCAAACAUCCGAUCUUCUGCAUGGCGCAAACGAGAACAUGUUACCGACAUUUGUGAAAGACUCAGUACGCCAAAGAAGUCACUCAAGGACUACAGCAUACUUCUUUUAUGCCAAAAAAUCUCCGUGUAACGAAGAGAGGUAAGAAAUAAAGGAACAAUUCCCACAAAAAAUGCGAGCCACGGUUCACCCAAAAUCAUGUGCUAAAUAAGCAUUAAAUUACAGUACUUCUUCCGGGCAAAAAGUUGCCAGCGGACUUGAAAUUCUGCACCGCAAAAAGGCUUCUUGGUGAACAAUAAAAUCUGAUACUAAGUGGCUCUUGUGAUUGGAGCGUGACUCAUCAGAUAGUUCAACGUUGAAGGAGUGUGAGAAAAUAAUUUUUUUAAAAUUCGGAUUGCCCCCAGAAUUCGCUAUAAUGAUAAUUUUGAUUAUAUGAGUUGGUUUUACUGGUUAACUCUUAACACACAUGCUUUGCCAAGCGCACGCAUUGUCUCCGUCAACGAGUAAAUUAAUUUACUUUUAACAGUACGUGCCAUUAAUUGAACAAAUUAUGUAAGCAUAUAUGUCUAACCCGCAACAUAGAAUGUACUUUGCCGAAAUAACCAGCGGGGAAAAUAAAUAUAUGGUGACACUGAAGCAUGCAAACUCAAUACCAACUUUUAACC